UAUUGUAAAUAUGGUAUUUACUACUAAAUAGUAAAUACUAAAUACUAAUCGUUAAUCCUUGUUGUUGCUUGUAACUUGUGAGGCUGAGGUUGUGUUACAAAAUUAUGAAUGAAUAUACUGAUCAAAACUUAAAAGAUUUCGAAGCGGCCUUGAAAAAUAAAGAUCUUAGUGGCCUGAACUUAUAUUCCGGCUCGAACCACAGUAAUAAUUUCUGUAAUUUGAAUGUUGAAGAAGUGGUUACCGGUGUUGCGAAGCAAAUAAUGGCUUUACAGAGUUCUGAUUGUUUACUAAAUAAAAAACCAGUACAAAGGCUUAAUCCAAGUAUAAAAUACCCAAAGAAUGCUGAAUAUUCAGGCUUAUCACUUUCAAAUAAGAUUUGUAAACAAGAUAAAUUUGAUACACAAAAUGUAUCAGAUACCCAGCUUAUUAAUUUAGUCCAGAAUGCUGAAGCUCUAGAUGAUAUAACUGGACUCACACAAGUGUUUAAUACCACAUUUUGCAACAAUACUUCAGAUAGCCAUUUUGAAAAGGUUAAAGAUUCAAGUGAAAAUUCCAAUAGUAUAAAAAGGCAGAGCCAACUUCCUAUUGAUAAUAAAUUUAUAUUUGACAAACAUGAUUCUAUUCAUGAGAAAUCCUUGGAACAAGAAGCUAUAGAUGAUUUGAAUUGCGAUGGAUUUGGUCUAUUAGAGGAGGCAGGGAGGAGUCCUAUCCUAAAUAUAAUAAAACCGAUAUCUAUAAAAAGAAGACCAACACCCAUUGCAUAUGAUUUAAAUUUAUUUGAGAAAUUUGAGACUUUAGCAUUUCCAAUAGUGGAAGAACAUUUAGACUUAAAAGUUGCUAAAAAGAUAAUUAAUUCACAACUGCUUGAUAAAAAAUUGUAUAUUGAAACUCAUUCUGAACCAGUUCUUAUUGAAAGAGAUAAGUCCCCUGUAUUUGAUGUCAAAAAAAAGAAGCGAUGUCGUAAUAAAAACAAUUGCAAUAAUCAGUUUGAUAGUAUUAUUAGCAUUAUAGAUGAUGAAAUAUUAUUUAGCAGUGAUGAAGAAUUAGAUAAGAAGAAUGAUGAUGAUAAACUACCACUUACAUGUCUUUUGGAAACAUCAUAUUUUACUGAAAAAGUCUUAGAUGAAACAAUAUAUGUUGGCUUCCAGACUGCAAACAAUAAAACUAUUAGGGUUAAAACAGAUUCGUAUUUUAAAGCUCAUGAUAUGUUAAAGGAUAGUGAUAUAAGUUUCAUUAACACAGAGGAAAAACUGACAGAUGAAAGUAUUGAAACAGAAGAUAUUAAUUUAAGUGAAAAAAAAAUAAAACAAAAAAAAUGUUGUAGUUUUAUAUCUUCUAACAACUUAGUUGAAUCAUCAAAAAACAGUACAAUAGUUAAAGAAAAUACAGUUUGCGGUUCUCAACAUACCAUAGAAAUUAAAUAUGAGCAAGAACUAGAUCUACCUCUUUCCACAAAACCAACAUGUGCUGAUACUAUCGAAAGUAUAACAAAGAUAUACCCCAACAGAAAUUCAAUUGAUUCUGUUGAAAAUAAAGUACAAAAGUUGAAUCCAAACCAGGUGAAGAUUGUUAAUAAUGACUGUUUUACUAUAGAUGAUAUUAUACAUCAUGAAAAAGUUGUACCUCAAAGUCAGACAUUAAUAUGUUCCAGUAGUUUAGAAAUGGCCAGAAAUGAAAAUUCUGUUAGUUUAUUAAGUAAGAAAGACGACCUCGGAAAACUAACAAAUACAUUUAAAAUAAAAAAUAACUAUUCAGAAUUUCACCCAAGUGGUACAAAUGUUAAUGCUUUAGAUUGUAAUUUUGUAGUAACAAAUAAAAGAAAACAUGACAUGUCCCCAAAGACAAAAAAUUUAAAAAAGAAAAUUAAACCUCAAAAUGACAUCUGCGAACCAGUUAACUCUUGUUAUUCAAAGACACACCCAAAAAUGGAAAAAAAAUGUAAUGAAAUAUAUUUUGAUGAUUUUGAAUCAUCUGAUAUAAUAAAAUAUGAAAAUUAUAAAGCAGAGUCUAUUAAAAAUAUCCAUUGCGUAACUUUUAAAUUAUUCGAGAAUUCAAUGGAUGAAGAGCCAUACCAUAAGGCAAAUAUCCCAACAGAUAGUAAGAAAGCGACAUCAAUAUCAGAAUCCACAGACAUUUAUGAUUGUGAUGAUCUCUUCUCAAACGAAAUGACAUUAGUUAAAUCUGAAUUUCACCAUAUGCCUUUUAAUGGAUUUAAAACUGCUAGCAAUAAAACUAUUCAGAUAUCCAAGGAAGCCUUGAAAAAAUCUACUAGACUUUUAGAUGACAUAUAUAUAGACAUUCAUUCUAUUCACAAUGAAAAGCAAACUUACGAAUUAGAAAAUUCAAAUCCUUCAAAUAAACAUUUAUGUAGAGGCGAGAUAAAAGAUAAAAAAGAAAUAAAAACAUCAAACGUUACAUUUGCAAAUCCUUCAAAAUUAUUUAGUGAUUCUGAUGAAGAAUCCGAACUUUCUUUCCCACUGACACCACCAAAGUCAAAUGUAUUUAAAGGUGUCCAAACAACAAGUAGAAAAGAUAUCAAAAUAUCUAAGGAGGCACUCACCGAAACUGCUAAGACGUUCGACAAUAUUUAUAAAGAAUCUAUUGAAAUUUUUGAAAAUAAAGAAUCAAACGUAAUCUGUCCAGCUCCGAAAUUUCGAUUUCAAACAGCUAAUAACAAACCAGUUGACAUUUCUGAAGAUGCAAUAAUUGCAAGCCAGACUUUAUUGAAUUCUGGAAAACCAAAAAAUUCGAAUGAAUUUAAGGGUUUUCAAACAGCAAGUAGAAAAGACAUUAAAAUUUCUAAGAAAGCUCUUGCGAAAUCGGUUAGUAUUUUCAAGAAUAUUGAGGAAGAAUUAAAUGAUAAUGGAUUUUUAGAAAAUGUUGAUUCAAGCCUACACUAUCCAGCUCCGAAAUUUCAAUUUCAAACAGCUAAUAACAAACCAGUUGAAAUUUCUGAAGAUGCAAUAAUUGCAAGCCAGACUUUAUUGAAUUCUGGAAAACCAAGAAAUUCGAAGGAAUUGAAAGGUUUUCAAACAGCAAGUAGAAAAGAUAUUAAAAUUUCUAAGAAAGCUCUUGCGAAAUCGGUUAGUAUUUUCAAGAAUAUUGAGGAAGAAUUAAAUGAUAAUGGAUUUUUAGAAAAUGUUGAUUCAAGCCUACACUAUCCAGCUCGGAAAUUUCAAUUUCAAACAGCUAAUAACAAACCAGUUGAAAUUUCUGAAGAUGCAAUAAUUGCAAGCCAGACUUUAUUGAAUUCUGGAAAACCAAGAAAUUCGAAUGAAUUUAAAGGUUUUCAAACAGCAAGUAGAAAAGAUAUUAAAAUUUCUAAAAAAGCUCUUGCGAAAUCGGUUAGUAUUUUCAAGAAUAUCGAGGAAGAAUUCAAUGGUAAUGGAAUUUUAGAAAAUGUUGAUCCAAGCCUACACUAUCCAGCUCCGAAAUUUCAAUUUCAAACAGCUAAUAACAAACCAGUUGAAAUUUCUGAAGAUGCAAUAAUUGCAAGCCAGACUUUAUUGAAUUCUGGAAAACCAAGAAAUUCGAAUGAAUUUAAAGGUUUUCAAACAGCAAGUAGAAAAGAUAUUAAAAUUUCUAAAAAAGCUCUUGCGAAAUCGGUUAGUAUUUUCAAGAAUAUCGAGGAAGAAUUCAAUGGUAAUGGAAUUUUAGAAAAUGUUGAUCCAAGCCUACACUGUCCAGCUCCGAAAUUUCAAUUUCAAACAGCUAAUAACAAACCAGUUGAGAUUUCUGAAGAUGCAAUAAUUGCAAGCCAGACUUUAUUAAAUUCUGGAAAACCAAGAAAUUCGAAUGAAUUUAAAGGUUUUCAAACAGCAAGUAGAAAAGAUAUUAAAAUUUCUAAGAAAGCUCUUGCGAAAUCGGUUAGUAUUUUCAAGAAUAUUGAGGAAGAAUUCAAUGAUAAUGGAGUUUUAGAAAAUGUUGAUUCAAGUCUACACUUUCCAGCUCCGAAAUUUCAAUUUCAAACAGCUAAUAACAAACUAGUUGAAAUUUCUGAAGAUGCAAUAAUUGCAAGCCAGAAUUUAUUAAAUUCUGGAAAACCACGAAAUUUGAAUGAAUUUAAAGGUUUUCAUGGAAUUUUAGAAAAUGUUGAUCCAAGCCUACACUAUCCAGCUCCGAAAUUUCAAUUUCAAACAGCUAAUAACAAACCAGUUGAAAUUUCUGAAGAUGCAAUAAUAGCAAGCCAGACUUUAUUGAAUUUUGAAAAACCAAGAAUUUCGAAUGAAUUUAAAGGCUUUCAAACUGCAAAUAAAAAAGAAAUCAAAAUAUCCAAAGAUGCCUUAGCCAGAACAGCUAAACUUUUUGAUAAUAUUGAUGAAAAUAAUUCUAUUAAAGAAAACCAGGAAUUUUUAAACUUAGACAAACAAAAAAUGCAGUUUCACACAGCUAGUAACAAACCUGUUGAAAUUUCUGAUGAAUUACUCGGAGUAAGUCAAUGUUUGUUGAAUAAUAUUAAAAGUAAAUUACAUUUAAAAGAACAGAAUGUUCAAAGAAUGUUUCAAACGGCUAAUAAUAAAGAAGUGAAAAUGUCAAAAGAGGCUUUAACAAAGACGAAUAAUAUCUUUGAUAGACUUAAUUUUAAAACUGAUACAAAUAAAAACAAAGCAAUUAGUAUUGUACUUUCUCAAGGUGAGAAUUGUAAUGAGUCAGAUGAUAUAAAAAAUAUAUUGGAUACUCAAGUUAUGCUGAAUUUUGGAGAAACAUUAAACACCGAAGAUUUUAUCAAUGACAGAACACCUCAUUCUAAAAGAUCGGGCAGUCCAAUUCUAUCGUGUUCUAAAUCGAAAAAAAGGAAAUUUGAUAAUACAUACAACAACGAAAAAGACAAAAAUAAAAUUAAAAGCAUUGUUAUUAAAUCAUCUGAUGAGAAGUUUAAUUUUGAUGCAUGUUAUAAAAAGAACAAGAUAUAUAAUUUGAGUACAUUAAAGGACUUAGAAAAAGAGUUUGCGAGAAAAGGAAAUAAUACAGAUUUGAGUAAAUUAAAUUUUAAUACACUACUGCAGUUUGUUUUUACUGGCAACAGAAAUGAGCUGUCCAAAAAAGAAGUAUCUAUAGACCAUAUAAAAGAUAUAUUUCUCAAGUCAGUCAAUAAGAAAAUUGUACCAAAAGGCUGGCUGGAAAACCACAUACAACUUAUAAUGUGGAAGCUUUUUUCUUAUGAAGUCAGAUUUCCAAAUUGUUUGGACAAAGUUUGCAGCGUAAGGAAUGUUUUAGAUCAGUUGAAGUAUAGAUAUGACCGGGAGUUGUAUAAUGUUCAGAGGCCAUCACUAAGGAAGAUAUUAGAAAAAGAUGAUGUGUCUUCGAAAACUUUAGUGUUAUGCAUUGCUGAAAUUUAUGUGGAUAAUAAGAUUAUUAAAGGUGAAAUAAAAGAAAACGAUAAUAUAGAACUUUUGGUAACCGAUGGUUGGUAUUGCAUUAAGGCGUGUAUAGACAAAUUGAUUGCAAAGUAUGUGGCUGAGGGCAAGAUUAGAGUUGGGACCAAAAUUGUUACUAAUGGGGCAGAGUUGCUGAACUGUGAACAGGGGAUGUCACCAUGGGAGGACAUAUCAUCAGUCCGUCUCAAGAUAUUCGGCAAUUCGACGCGUCCUGCCCAUUGGGACGCACGUCUCGGAUACAACGGCGUCGCGGCCAUUUUGUCCCAACUGUCAUCUGUCAAACCGGACGGAGGGAAAGUGUCGAAAUUGCGCGCUUACGUCACGCGUGUUUAUCCUACGCUUUAUGUGGAAAAGUUUGAGGAUGGCAGCACUGUAACGAGGUCAGAACGAUUGGAGAAUAUUUAUCAAAUGAAGCAUGAAACCGAAAGGCAAAUUGCUCUGGAAAAGAUUUAUGAGGAGGUCGAAAAGGAAUAUAUGGAUCAGGAUUCUGAAAAUAUGGAUAGUUGGGAUGGAGACAGUUGUAAGUUGGAGAGUGGGUCCCAAAUUGCAUGGAUGAUGAGGACUAAUAAAGAUCCGGCUGAAUUUAGGGCUAAUCUAACAGAAUCUCAAAUACGCCUACUUCAAGAUUACACCUCGAAGAAUAGAGAGAGACAGAUAGAUAUGAUACAGGAGAAGGUGCGGGAAAGAGUCCGCAAUAGUGGGCUGUGUGCUGCCAGGAAUGUGGUGCCCUUGAUGAAAAUAAGGGUGGCUGGUAUUGAAAAUGAGAAGAAAGUGACUAAAGGCAUGCUUUCAAUAUGGUGUCCAAGCGAUUUAAUAGAAGAGGUUAUACGCGAGGGGUCGUGGAUUGAUGUGUACAACGUAGUACCGACAGCGAUUAGGUAUUCAGAAAUCCAGUUGUCAGCAAAUCGUCAGACAAUAUUCAAAAAAUCAACUUCUAAAAACACAAUCAGUAAUAAAAUUACUGGCCAACUAAGCAGGCAGUGCUACCUAAUAAAAGAUUUGAAAAAUCCCAAUUUAAUAACCGACUACAAUGAAGUUGACACUGUGGGUUUAGUAUUCCUAAUUGAACCCACAAAUAUUGCAUUUCCAACCUCGAAAGCCCUGUAUCAAAAUAUAUUUUUGGCUGACGAAAACAAAAAUAUUAUCUGCAUAAAUUUUUGGGGAGGCCUAAAAAAGUUUGGCUACGAGAAUAUUCUGGACACAGGCCAGAUAAUAGCUUGUGUGAAUCUACAAAAGCGAUCUGGAAAUAUUAUUAAAAAUAUACCGCAGUAUAGGGCCACGGAGUUUUCAUAUUUUACUAAAACACCGAAAUAUGAAUGCUCUAGAAAACUUCUAAACGACUUGGUGAAGAUCUUCUCUGGUUUGGAUAAAAGAAAAUUUUGUGACGACUGCUGUAGAAUAAAAGAAAAUAAUUCAAAGUUAAAUAACAGUAGCAAUAUAUCUCCGUAUCGAAUGAAUAACAGUGAUUAUAAUAUAUCAAAAAAUAGGGCCUACAUAGAAUCUCCGUUAGUACAAAAAGAUUCGAAUUUAAACCUUACGGGCCUAGAUUUUGAUUCGACAUUUAAAUUGAGAGAUUCACAGGAGUUAUCACCAAAUGAACUACUGCGUAAAAAGAGGGUAGACGAGAAAAUUGCGAAGUUAAAAAUUUUGGGCGACCCGCCUCCUCUCAGUUCAAUAAAUCUUAUAAACAAAUCCAUAAAAGCUGGAAAUGCAUUUAGAAGUCCGUUGACAUCCAAAAAUGAGGGGGCAAAUGUUGCCAGUGAUAAAAAUUCCGAUGAAAAAGAGAACAUUAAAAGCCCAGUUUUAUUUGUUAAUAGGACGUACAUAGUUAGGCCAAGUGUGAAUCCAGUGAGAUUAAAUUUCUCCACAGAAGAGGCUAAUCGAAGUGACGUUGAUCCAUUUGCAGAAGAAUUUGACGCUAGUCCUCCAUUAAGCUUUGAUUGAUGAGAGUUUUAUGAUACAUGCUAUUCAUAUAAUUUAUUCAUCGUCUGACAAACGGGCUUCCUUAUAUAAUUUGGUUGCAAUAAUUUGUUUAAACUUAAAUUGCCUAUUAAUUGGGAAGUAAGUUCCAGAUUUCCAAUUGUUAUUGUAAAUACAAGAUGUUACCAUUUAUUUUAAUAAAGAUUUUUGAUUGGUUUCUAA
Molecule: messenger RNA, 7520 nt
Organism: Leptidea sinapis
Lineage: Eukaryota; Metazoa; Arthropoda; Insecta; Lepidoptera; Pieridae
Exons: 9
Coding region: 105-7322 (2405 amino acids)
Biological process (GO): regulation of DNA-templated transcription; double-strand break repair via homologous recombination
Source: RefSeq, a predicted model, not a curated record